This is a messenger RNA of Rotaria sordida, 669 nucleotides long. NCBI's taxonomy places the organism in Eukaryota, Metazoa, Rotifera, Eurotatoria, Philodinida, Philodinidae. The record is from the annotation of a GenBank genome assembly.
AUGCGUAUUUUGGAAACAGCUAUUAAUCGUGAAAUUGAUUUUCGAGUGAUUAUUGUUGAUGCUCGUCCGCAACAACAUGGUCUUAAAUCUGCUCGAAGAUUAUUAGCAUUAAAUGUUAAAUGUACUUAUGUACUUAUUAAUGCUGUACCAUUUAUUAUUUCAGAAGUAACAAAAGUAUUAUUAGGUGCACAUGGUUUAUUAGGUAAUGGUUAUGUCAUGAAUCAAGUUGGUACAGCACAAAUAUCUCUUAUUGCUAAAACACAUAAUGUACCUGUACUUGUUUGCUGUGAAACAUAUAAAUUUUGUGAACGUGUUCAAACUGAUAGUUUCGUUGUUAAUGAACUUGGUGAUCCAAAUGAUUUAGUUGCUGAUCAUCCACUUCUUCGUGCAGCUAUGUCAUCGUCAUCAUCAACAACACAAAAUUCUAAUUCAUCAAAUUCAAAUUUAAAUAUUCUUAAUAUGACAUAUGAUGUUACACCGCCGACAUUUAUAAGUGCUGUUAUUACAGAAUUAGGUAUAUUACCAUGUACAUCAGUAGCUGUUGUUAUUCGUAUGCAAAAUAAACAAUUAGAUGAAAUAUGUGGACAAGAGCAACAAUCAAUACCAACGACCGUAACAACAACAUCAAAUGUUAAUGUUCUUUCUUCUCCUUUAGAACCUGUUCAAUAA